AUGUCGCCGCCGGGCGGCAGCAGGAUCGCCCGUGCGACGGUCGGGCGUCGCAGCGGAGGCGACGCGCGACGGAAAGAAGCCGAAGUGAAGCCGGCCCCGGGCGCGGUCCCGAAGGGCCGUCAGAAGCCGUCGGCCAAGGAGCAGGCUGAACAGAAGAGCACGGCCACACCCUCGAGCUACACAUCCCCCUCCGCCAGAAGCUAUGGCGGCUCCUCCAGUGGCACCAGAACGGCGCUGGGAACGGGCUACGGCUCCAGCUUCCGGUCGAGAUAUGACCCCAGCGUGACGUCAUCAUCCGCGGCCCGGACCCCGUCGGCGGCCAGAAACAGGUCGCAGUCUCGAGACCGGUUCGGCGGCGGCCUGUCGAGCGAGCCGUCCCGGACCGCCGGCGCCGACUCGACCCGAGUCUCUCGCGGCGAGACCGACCCGGGCGGCGCCUCCGAUCGCUUCGGCUCCCGCCUCGCCGCCUCCUCCGGCUCCGGCUACCAGAGCCGCUUCGGCUCGCGCCACGACCUCGCAAGGGAGGAGGCCAAACCGAAUGCCGCGGCCGGCCGGGGUGGCGACGGUGGCGACGCCGGCAACGCCAGUCGACCUGGACGAGCCGGUGGCGGCGCCGGUACGGAGGGGAGUGAGCGCUGGAGCAGGCUGGGCGUGACCAGGAACCCGCCGCCGGCCUUGGCGGCGCGCGCAGCGUACCUGAAGGCGAUCGGCAGGGAACCGGAGCGCGAGCCUUACCAGAAGAAGGCCUCGGAUGGGCCACAGCGGGCGGCACCGGCAGCGGCCGGCUCGGACGCGUCUCGUCCAAGCCGGCCGACCUCGCUGCUGACGGGAGUGUCCGCGGCGGGCACGAGGUCAGCCGCCGCCAGUCAGGUCAGGCCGCCGGUCACGCCCCAGGUCAGGUCACCGUUGUCGCCUCAAGGCAGGUCGCCGACGUCGCCCCAGGCCAGGCCGGCAGUGGCGCCGCAGAUGCGAGCGUCGGUCGCGCCUCAGGUCACUUCGCCGAUAUCCCGGGCGGCAUCCAGACCUGUGGGCUCCGUCCUCCCGCCCCCGUCCGCCCCGACCAAGCCCCCGCCCGCCGCUCCCGCCCGCCGGUCGUCCUCCUCGUCCUCCGUGUCGUCCUCCGAGGAGUCCAGCUCAGAGGAGUCGGAGGAGUCCCCAAAGCCGGCGGCGGCCGCCGAGCCUGCGGCGGCGCCGGAGGCGGCCGGCCAGCCGGCGCAGCGGCCGCUCCGCUUCCUCACCAGCGGCUACUCGCCCGGCUACGCCAAGAUGGCGGCCAAGACGAACGUGUCGCUGCCUCCGCCUGCCGACUUCGACUUCGAGUCGCACAAGAAGUACCUCGUCCGCGAGAAACCGACCGCAGUGUACGCCAUGUCGCCAGAGACUGCCGCCGACCUGGAGAGAGCUCGGACCAAACGCGAGGAGGCGACGGACGUGGACGCGACGCGGACGGCGGCGGCAGAACCAAAGCAGCAGGUCUACGUGUCGACGAUCCAGGCGGCUAGCUCGCAGGGCAAAAUUCCGAAGUCGCCACUGGAGGGCCUGGACCGGUUGCUGGUGACGGCGCCCAAACCGUACCAGCAACCGGCCAGGGUGGGCGGCGGCGCUGGCAGCCGGCCGGCGUCACCCACCGACGCUCGGCGCGCUUCCGUGCCGUCCUCGCCGCUGCCGCCGCGUCCGCGCAACAAACAGUUCCGCAAGUCAGCCAUGAACAUGUGCGGUGACGGUGGCGAAGCGGCGGCGACGGCGGUUGGGCAGAGGAGCUCCGCACGCGGAGCGCGUGCCGUGAGUCGGAGCUCCUCUGGUGGCAGUCGGCGGGGCAGCGAGCAGAGCGACGGCGAGCCGGCGGAGCUUCUCUCGGUCAGGAGCGGUGGCUCGCGGCACGCGCUCUCCAGGGAAUCGUCGCGUCGCAGCGUGGCUCGCGCGUCGUCCUCCAGCUCUUCCAGCGAGUCGGACACCGCGCUUACCUCGUCCACGUCCGUCAACCGGCGCCUCAGAAAGAAGCGAUCCUCCAACGACGUCAGGAGGUCGAAAGAGGACCUGGGGAGGCCGGCACGGGGUACGGGAUCGGACAGCCGUCCGCAGGUCUCGGCGGAGGCGCCGGUCGACAGGAGGGCGUCGCCGCUCAGCUCUCGUGAUGGACCCAGCUCAGGCAGGUCGUCGCAGGCGGAGGAGGGCUCCUUCUGGACGUUCGAGGCCAGUCCGGCUGAGCGCAGGACGGCGCCGCUGUACCCGAUCAGGAGCUCGUCCGUCUGGUGGGACGUGGACGAGAACAAGUUCAACGAGUCUGCGCCACAGCACGCCGAGCCGCCACAGGACGAACCCGAGCUCGAGGCGCGCUUUCAGGCGUUCCCCGUGCGGCGCAACCUGUCGGAGCCGCGCGCCUGGUGGGAGGACGCCAUCGAGGAGCAGCCAAAGUCGCCGCCGCCGCGGGUGGUCAGUCCGGUCCGCUUCAGAACAGCGCGUGAGAUGCUGGGCCUCUACGACGAGGACGACGACGAAGACACCAGCACUGAUUCUCCGCCGGUGGGCGAGCGGGCCGCCGGCUCGUCCGCCGCUGCGCCCGGCCCGUCGACGUCGGUCAGCUCGUCCACGGAGACGGAGAGCUCGAGCUCCGAGUCGGGCUCGUCCGUGCACCAGGAAGUGGGUUCGGAGGAGAGCAGCGACGAGGCGGCGGCCGGCGACGGCGCCGCCGGCUCCGACCCCCGCCUCCGCUUCUCGCCGUCGAUGCCAUGCCAGCGCGACUCCGGCUACGGCACCGGCGAGCGCGGCUCGCCCGACCGCGUCAGCUUCAUCGGUCAGUGUCAGGACAUUGACGCGCUGCUGCGCGGCGAGGCGCGGCCAGACUCGUUCGAGGAGUUUGAGCGGACGCUGGCCGGCAGCGAGGCGGUCGAGGAGCCAAGCUCGGCCGGCGGCCCGGCGCACAGCGAGGAGGAGCGGCUCGCGGCCAAACGUAACCUCUCCCUCUUCAUCGUUGCGUAA
Pollicipes pollicipes is the source of this 2979-nucleotide messenger RNA. Its product is annotated as treacle protein. The transcript is spliced from 8 exons. The record is from RefSeq and is a predicted model, not a curated record. Lineage: Eukaryota; Metazoa; Arthropoda; Thecostraca; Pollicipedomorpha; Pollicipedidae. The coding region runs from base 1 to 2979 and encodes 992 amino acids.